AUAUAAUUGGUUAAAUUUUCUCUUAAAAGUCAAUAAUUUUCCAAUCUUCCAUCCAUGGCUGAUCAUUUAGUUGUACUUAAAUGAUACUCCUUGCUUCUCCUCAUUUCUUCAAACAAUUCAUGAAUCGAGUCCUAAUCACACACACCUGAUCACGUGUCAACAUCUUGCUCUAUAGUUCAAUCCACCUGUUGGAUUUUUCACCUCUUUGUCUUUUUGCAAGCAAACAAUCCUCACUCAUCACUUCCAAUAUCUUGAGAGAAACAAAAACCAAAUGCCCAAGAAUUUUGCUCCCCAAUCCCAUUCAAUUUUCCCUCUUUUAUGAUCUCUAUGAAUGAUUGAAUCUGUUAAAGUUUACUUCUUUCCAAAUACUUUUCCUUGUAAUGGAAAGUUGAGAAAUUGAGACCAAUGAAUACUCAUUUGAAUGAUUUCCUACGUUCUUGUUAGUUUAUAGUGAUCCUUAUAGGGUUUAGAGGUGGGGAUUAAUCCAAAAACAAAAAAAAUAAAUGGUUAUUACAGAGAUUUCAAUGAUUCAUCAUGUGGGUAUUGUGCUGAUUUUGCUUUGGUUGCUUAAUUCCUACAAUUGUUGCCAUCCUGUUCUUUAUUUUGUCUCUUUAAUUUACUUGUACCAGAUUCAUGAAAGGUAUGUUAUGAGAUUAAAGAGAAAGUUGCAAUUUGAAGGAAGAAAAGCAGCUAACCAAAGAAGGAUACUUACAGAUUCUGAGACAGUGAGGUGGCUGAAUUAUGCAAUUGAAAAGAUAUGGCCAAUUUGUAUGGAGCAGAUUGUUUCUCAAAGGAUUUUUCUUCCUAUCAUACCCUGGUUCCUGAAGAAGUACAAACCAUGGACUGUAAAACGAGCUGUAGUUCAGCAUCUUUACUUGGGAAGGUCUCCUCCUUUGUUGACUGAUAUCCGUGUUCUUCAUGACUCUACAGAGGAUGACCAUUUGGUUAUAGAGCUUGGCUUGAACUUCUUGACAGCGGAUGAUAUGAAUGCGAUUCUUGCUGCAAAACUGAGGAAGCGACUUGGAUUUGGAAUUGUGACGAAGAUGCACUUGACUGGCAUGCAUGUUGAAGGGAGGGUGCUUGUUGGCGUGAAGUUUCUACGCUCUUGGCCAUUCAUAGGACGAUUGCGUGUUUGUUUUGCUGAACCUCCAUACUUUCAGAUGACCGUCAAACCAAUUUUCAACCAUGGUGUCGAUGUAACAGAAUUACCAGGAAUCGCUGGUUGGCUGGAUAAACUGCUGGCUGUUGCAUUUGAAGAAACACUUGUGGAGCCCAAUAUGCUAGUUGUAGACAUGGAGAAAUUUGUAUCACCCGAAUCUGAAAAUUGGUUCUCCGUGGAUGUGAAGGAAACUAUUGCUUAUGCUAAUGUGGAAGUUAUUCAAGCAACGGAGUUGAAGGCAUCAGACCUCAAUGGUUUGUCCGAUCCCUAUGUGAAAGGACAUCUGGGUCAGUACAGAUUUAAGUCACAGGUACAGAGAAAGACGUUGAAUCCGAAAUGGCAAGAGGAGUUCCGGAUUCCUAUUUGCUCAUGGGAUGGACAAAAUUUACUAGAAAUCAAAGUCCUAGACAAGGACCGAUUUUCUGUUGAUGAUAUUCUCGGAAAUUGUUCGGUGAACAUAAAUGACUUUAGGGACGGCCAUCGACACGACAUGUGGCUGGCUCUCGAGAAUGUCAAAGUCGGACGAUUGCAUCUUGCUAUAACUGUUGUUGAAGCAAAUGAGAAGGAGAAGGAGAAGACGAACGGAGAAGCAAAAAUGGAGUCAGAGAAACCAGUAUCCCUUCAAAAUGAAGUAGCUGAGCAGGGGCCCGCCUCAACUGUAAACCCGCAAUCGGUUGCUGAUACAUUUGAAGAAAUUGAUGUUGAAGGCCAGAAGGAGACAGGAAUGUGGGUCCAGCAUCCUGGAAGUGAAGUUUCUCAGACGUGGGAACCGAGGAAAGGACGGAACAGAUGCAAUGAUACCGAGAUCCUUUCUGUAGAUACUCCGAGAUCAUCUGUAAUCGACAGUAGUAGUGAUGAAGGUAAGGAAGAUCACAACCAUAAACGAGGUAAUAUAAUUCAAAGGGGCUUAGAUAAGCUAUUCCACGGGCAUCACGAGAAUGACGAUCAUAUGAAGACUUCUGGGAUGGAAGAUCUUUCGCCUCAUGCUAACGUCAAAGCUGCUCACAUUAAAAAGGUCGGGGUAAACCUUGUCGUGGAAGAUGAACUUUCGGGACCGCAUUCAUCUGAACGAAAAAAUGGAGAAGGUUCAAGUAAUGAGGGAAGUGGAGAUAAUUCGGGCAAACAUAAUGUGACGGGAAAGGCUAAAAAGAUGUUAAAGAACGCCAAAAAUUCUGCACGGCGCUUGAAGCAGACAUUUUCUCGGAAAGGAUCUAAAAAGAAUAUGGAUGCUUCAGACGAGAGGGCUCCGUUAGAAACUGAUUCUUCUGAUGAUGAAUCGUUAUCAUCCUCUCUAGGUCAAUCGGUUGAAGGAAAGCCAAUUCAUUCAAGCCCCAUGUCAAAAACGGCUGAUGAUGAUGCAGAAUUAAAGGAACAUGUUUUGACAAACGACCCAAACGAGGCUACCCUUGAUGCGCCGGUCUGGAAGAGUAUCGACAGUAUCAAUGGCUCUGAAGGAGAUAAGGAGUUGUCAACAGAGAAACCUUACAACGAAACCCAGUCGGAUGAGGGCGAGAAGCAAGAUGGUUGACGCAUACUCAUGUGGCCGGAAAGCAGUCAAAUAUUGUUCGUGUAUAUUGUAUUUGAUGUGUGCGUGUGUGUAUAUAUAUAUAUAUAUAUAUAUAUUCAUAAGACUAAGCAGCAAAAACAUUAUAGCAUCAAGUUUGUGUUUCUUAAAACUUAGCAUUCUUCUCUUAAAUAUGUGUUCUUGAUACAUGUCGGAAUUCGACAUUAAGGAAAUUGAUACGCAUUGUGCACAAACAAGACGAUGUUGCUAAUUCGUCGCCGAUUCUCUAGAAGACGACUACUAUAGAAUUUCUUCAGUGCGAGGGGAGUCAUGCCCGGACAAUAUUGUUUUAAGGACGGUUCUCCACACCCCCAUAGGAGGAACGAACCCAACAGAAACCAUACUAUUCAACACCCAAUUCACAUCUUCAAGCAAAUUCUCUUCACAAAGUCCCAACACCAACAACUUGUAAGACAAUAAGCUUGGAAUCAAAGCCUUAGAUCUCAUCAAAUGCACAAAAUUUUUGGCAUCAACAUAUUUCUUAGACUUGAGAAGUCCAUAUAAAACCUCUUGAUAAGACCCUUUAUUAGGAUCACAUCCCAUGAUUCUCAUUCUACUUAAUAACUCCAUUGAUUCCUCAAUUCUCCCUUGUUUUUGCAAGCCUGAAAUCAAAAUAUUAAAUGCUACGGCAUCCGGAGAAAUCCCUUCUUUUUCCAUCCUCUCAAUUAAUCCAAAAGCCUCAUCAACCAUACCCUUUUCACACAUACAAUGCAUUAUGGUAGAAAAAGUCUGCUUAUUUGGUUUGCACUUUUGUUCAGGAAAUUCGUCGAGCACUUGGAAGGCAUCCUCCAAACGCCCACAUUUACACAAACCUUUAAUCAAAAUAUUCAAUGAACAAGCAUCAAUCUGUACUCCAAGUUUAGUAGAACCCAGAAAAACUUCAUGAAUCACAUCUAAUUGGUUGGAAGAUACUAGAAAAUUCAGCACAAAAUUAAAGGUUUUAGUUGAAGGCCAACAAUUAUAACAUGGCAUAUUGAAAAGGGUAUCAAUUACCCUGUUAUUCAAACCACCUAAAUUCCCAUAAAUCUUGAUCAAAUUGUAGAAAAAAUCAUCAGAAAGGCGGACACAUUUCUGGGUUCGUAUGAUUUUCAAAAUAACAUCAAUUGCAUCAAAGUAUUUGGCUUGACCAAGAUUGGAGAUUAUGACAAUAUAAAGAGCUUCAUUGGGUUUAUAAUCUUUCCGUUUAGAAAUAUGAUGCAACAUAGGAAGAACAGAAUUGGGUUCUAAAGUAGAGAAAAUUUGAACAACUUCAUUUGGGGAUAACCAAUCUUUAUGAAACAGCUUAGAUGAUGGGAUUGAUGAAGCAUAUCUAUAUAUAUGUUUAUGGGUAGAACAUUGGUUGAUUUCUGAGCUAAGAUAUAAUGAUAAUGAUCCAAGUAAAGUUUUUGGGAGUUUCAUUUGCUGCUACUCAUUUACCCAACUGGCAGCAAUGGCAAUACAAGAAAGUUUUUAAUGGAGUUUCGCAGUUUUAUGGAGGAUAUGAAAGUAAUGGAGUUUCAAGAAUUGAGAAACAGGAAACUAUGAACAUGAAUGAAGUAACAGAAGUUCUGUCUAUUUAUUACAUUCGAGU
This is a messenger RNA of Amaranthus tricolor (Joseph's coat), 4293 nucleotides long. RefSeq names its product C2 domain-containing protein At1g53590. Gene Ontology annotation, molecular function: lipid binding. Bases 504 to 2687 code for a protein of 727 amino acids. The transcript is spliced from 12 exons. The record is from RefSeq and is a predicted model, not a curated record. Lineage: Eukaryota; Viridiplantae; Streptophyta; Magnoliopsida; Caryophyllales; Amaranthaceae.